UUUGUACAGUUCGACGUCAGUUCGGUUGAGGAAGGCUUGUUGUAGUCCUGUGAUCUUCUCCAAGUCUUUGGACGAAGGAAGGAUUAUCACAAUGUAUAGAAAGACACGAAGAAAAUGUAUUUCAACACCAAGAAAGUGUUUCGACCGGUAAAAUUGCGAUUUUAGAGGAUUCGGUAUCAACCAAUCUACAAAAAAAGGGGGAAAAUGGGAAUCAAAAGAAAACUAGAUGAAUAUGAUGAAGGUGGUGAGAAAAAUAUUGAGCCUGGCAUUCAGCGACAGUCAGUUUUGGACAUCUCGAUGUUCAAGCUUCAAACCCACCCAGCUAGAAGAGUAGAACCAUCAUUACUACGAUCAGUCUUAAUUCUUAACACCCUGAAACACAUAGAAUGUGAACUUCAGAAAGAAGGGGUUUCAAGCGAUUUUUCUGAAGCUGCCUCAAUGACACUAAAUGAAAACUCUGACAUGUCAAUGGAUGUAUUGCCGGACUGUGAAAAUAUCGGAAAUGGUGACAUCCAGUCUGAUCUGUCGGAGCUCCACAUCAGCAGCAGCAUGGAGACUACAAGUCAAUCUAUUCCAAAGGACACUGUGAACCCACUCCCACCCAUCGAGUCAUUUGUUGAACUAUCUAGUGCUUUUCCUCUAUCAAAUGGAUCAUUAUCUUGUGGACCUAUGAAAGUCAAAAACUCUUGUCAUGAUUCCAAAGAACAAUUUACAAACUCUGAACAACACAUGCAGUUGAAUUUCCCAGUGAAAACUGAAGAUAUCUUGACUGAUAUAGAUGUAUCAACAUGUGAUUUUGACAUUUUCUCAUCACUCGCCUCCAGUAUGAAAUUAACACCGCUAAGUGCAGAAGAAGUUAUGCAUUCAUUUCCUGUGCAUGAUGGCUACUCAACGCUAUUCAGCAAUUGUAGUCAAGUGGGUGCAUCGUGUAAGAGCGACCUAAUGCCAGAAGAUAUUGACAAUAUAAUGCAAAUAUUAGUUGGUACCUAGUAGACUUUAUAACAUAACGAAUCUGUUCAUAAUCAUAUUUUUCACAGACUAUACACCAUAAAGCUGUGAAGUUAAAGGGAGGUGCAGGGAUAAGGUUGUGAUCCUAAGAUGAAGCACCGCAGCCAUAAUGUGUGCAAUUCUGUAUAACUAUUUAUAAGUAUGUUGUCCAAAUCUUGCACAAAAGACAAUUGAUAUAAAUUAUUAUUGAUGUGUUGUUUAGUGAUAUAAGUUGUCAGUAUACAAUGUAUUUAUAUUUAUUUCUCAAAACGCAAAUAUUACAAUUGUCAUUAUUUAUGAAUGAAAUCAAGAUUAUUUAUAUUAAUUAUGGUUGGUUUGCUGUAUUGGCAACAUGCUGUAUCAUUUGUUGUUUUAACUUCUGUUUUAUAAUGAAAUCUGUUUCUCAGACUUGAAACUGUAUAAUUGUAUAUUGUAAUUUGUUAUAAACUUUUUUAUGAUCGGUAAUUUAAUGCAAACUUGUUCUAGUGACCAUUUUAAUAUCACCAUGACCUGCUGUAUAAAGUUUGAAAAAUGUCCUGAAGAAUCUUUGGGUUUAAUUACAUCAGGCAUAUGAAUUGUAAUUUUGCUUCCACAAAUUGUGCAAACAUUUUCACCACAGACAAUGAGUAGAUUUGAAAUAAUUUUCAUAGCUUGAAAGGUAGAAAAAAUUAUCAAAAAUGUCAAAUGCUGUGGUUCAUUCUGUCUCAUUUGAUAAGCAUACAUUGAAUAUGUUUGUGAUAGAUAAAUAUAAGCAUUAUUAUAAUAAAGUGUGUAUUCUCUUUUAUUGUAAAACCAAAUUUGGGGAACUUUAACAACUGAAUUAUAAAUUAUUGGCUUAACAUCCCAUAAAAUAUUUUUUCUGUCUUCGUCCUUUAUAUAAAAUCACAAUUUCCGGGAGAUUUUUCUGAUAAGUUAUAAUACAGAGGUAUACAGUAUUAUGCAAACUUCUGAUGUAUAAAUCAAUAUUGAAGAGCUGUAUGUCUAAUGUUACAGCUAAUAUGUGUAUUGUCUGGUCACUGUACAUCAAAAGCCAUUGCCAACUUAUAUGUGAAUUCAACCCGGUCAUUUCUUGAAAAAUGCAGCAUCCCAAGAAAUACUUGCAUUUGUGACAAUUUCCAUCCAAAUUACCUAAUUCACUUUCCAUUUGUGUCACCACAUUCAUAUAUGAAAAAUUCAUCCAUCCAAAAAUUUAUAAUGAAUAUAUGCUGCUCGAAUUCCUUUCCUGAUCUGCAAUUUUUGUUUCAUAUCAGUUUGAAAUUGCUAUCCUUUGUGACGACAAAAAGUGUAUAAAGGUCUAAAGACCAAUGAUCAUGAGAAGUCUUCAAAAUUUACUGAUGGUUUUAGCUAUUAGGCUUGGCCAGUAAAAUAAAGGAUGCAGGCAAUUUCCAAUUGUUAGGUACUUAUUAUAUAACAAACUUAUGAAAUUGUAUGGCAAAAUUAUAUGGUUGUUCUAUAUUUAAUGAAUAAGUGAAGAUAUAUAUAUUAUGCAUCAUUCAGGUUGAGUGUGAUUUUGGAUGGUUUGUAUUUUUAUAUUGGAUAUUAUAUCCUUUACCAAAAUCAUCAUGUCAUUGUAAUUUGAAUUGUUUUUUAUUUUAUGUGAAGAAUCUCUCAAUUCCACAUAUAUAUAUAAAGGCUUUAGAACAUUUUAUGUCUCAUGAAGAAAGAUGCCAUUUUGUAAAGCUAGAACUUCUUGUAAUGGCUUCAUGAAAUGGAAUCUCAAUUCUAUCAAGUGUUUUGGCUCAGUACAAAACAAGACUAGUCAGAAGAUUUGGCAUUUGAUAAUUUAUUUCUUUUGUGAUGAAUUUUUUUUUCAAGAUGCUUUCAUGAUCAAGGCCAGGAACAUUCGACUCAACAUUUAACUUAUUCAGUUUGUUUCAUUAAAAAAUGUCUUAAGUUAUUAAGCACUACUACUGUCAUCAAAUAUAUAUAUAUAAUUAAUAUAUGCUUUGUUUUCUUAGAAAACAUGAAAUUAAAAAAAGAAAAAUCAGUGAAUCUUUUUUUGAGUUCCGAUCCAUAUAUUAUGAUGUACAAUUAAUUUUAGCACUCAUUACAGGGUUUGUUAAAAACUUAGGAGAAUGAAGUUUAAAAACAUCCAUUGAACUAGCUGAAGCUGUGGGGAAAUAUAACAUGUCAAGGGAGACAAUCUCCGGACCGGGUUAUGUUAUCAAAGGAUAUGUUAUUUAAAUACUGUCAAUAAACUCUUAACCUUGGUGGUUAAUCUUUGAUUAAAAAAAGAAACAUCAUGAAGGAAUGCAAUGUUUAUCUGUCCAUAUGAUACCUACUGGUAUAUGGCAUUAAGUCAGACUUAAAUAAUUUUAUAAUGGUUACAGUCUGCAUCACAAGUCCCAGGUGAUAGGCAGUGCAGUCAUUAAGUUGGAAGUGAAUCAGAAGUUUAAAGAUUAACAAAAGGAAGGAUGUUUUUCCCAAGAGAUUUUAUUCAAGCAGAUUAAGCCAAAGUUACAAAAACCUUUCCCUACCCACAUUCCAAAUGGUCACAUUUCCUCUGUUACUUAUUGUUAAUGCUCUAGGUCAGUAGAUAUUUUAAUGCUAACCGUGCAUCACUCAUAGUGGUUAGGUUACAGUCAUUCUAUCUAAGGGGAUAAAAGCAUGGUUUUGUUUACACACAUGCAGCAUGUUGUCACACUACUCCUAAUGCAAAUAGAAAUAUAUCUUAAAAUUGAGGUGUUUUCAUGAAUAAACCGAAACAAAGUGAUUUCUUGUGUAUAUUCAAAACUGGCUUGUGUGACAGCUGGCUACAGAUAAUAAAAGGCAAACGUCAAAAGUAUGAUCUACAAGAAUGUUGCACAUCACAAAAUUGUUUUAAAUUAUUGGAGAUGAAAAUACAUGGAUAUCAUAUUGUCACUUGUUGUAGAAUUCAGUACAAUUUAUGUCAUGAUUUUAUAAGAUUUGAAACCAUAUCAUGUUUUCUGUUGAUAUAAUUUAAAUCAUGCUCAUCAUUGUUUUUUUUUUUAAACAAAUCAAGCAUUUCAUUUGUUGUAUUUGAGCCAAAUCACAAUUCAUGAUUUUACAAUAUGCAAUAUCUAAUUUAUUGUAAUAUUUACAUAUAUAAUGUAAAUAUUCAUAUUAUUUAUUUUGUACAAAGUGCAGAUUUAUCCAAUUAUGAUCCCCUUGUCAUUUUUAUAUAGGAUACAAUUGUGGAUAACGCUAGGCAAAGUAGAAAGCUGUUUUGCUCUUCCUUAUGUAGUGUUAAACAGUAGAGAUCAAUUUUAGCACAAACAAUGAAAGGUAUUUUUACAGGAUUUCCUAAAUGAUGGAAUAAUGUACUUCAAAUGUUAAAUGGUCUCAAAUUUUAAAGUUUUCAUAUGUUGAAAAGUUACAAUAUGCUGUCGAAGUGAUUCAUCAAACAAGUUGUUGAAGGUAUUGUAGAGUUUAUGAAUCAUUUUAUUACAUGUGUAAAAAUAAAACAGCAUUUGUAGUGUCUCAAAAAUGGAUUUUGAGAAAUUAACUUGUGAUGAAUUAAUUGAAACUUAAGAGAUUUGAAAACCACAUGCAUACUCUAAAGUUGUAAUCAAAAUGUCUUUGAAAUUGUGUAGAAAGUUCAAAGUUUGGAGUGAAAUAUAUGUAUGACAGUAAUGUGUUGGGACGUCUUCCUAAAUCUUGCAUCUCUCUGGUUGAAACAAGAAUUUAUACUCUUUAUUAACAAAGCAAAUUUAAUACAAUAUACAUGUUGUUUUUUUUAAGUCUUGCAGAACAAAAUUAUUUCAAGCCCAAUCUAUGAAAAAGAUGAGAUACUUUAAUAUCUCCACUUUCAAUUUAUUCUCUGUUAAAUUCUGUAACUUCGGAAUUAUACAUUUCUUCUGACCCUCAAAAAUGGCUAAAUGUUUGAAAGAUCUGUUUCCAGAGAGAUGGGAUAGUGUUUGUGUUCUGGGGUGACCAUAUCGGUGGUUGUUCCCCUGAGCUAUGAUUACAAAAUGUGAUAGAAGCAACUGUGAACCUUCUGAAUGCAAUAUGUACAUAUUUUUUUUUACAUCAAAAGCAUUGUUGUUCAUUUCAGAUGAUCUUUUUUUAGGGGGGGUAUUUGAUUAAGUAUAUCUUGAUUAUUUUUCAUACGCCCAUAUUUGACCGCUGAUCAAAAUAGCUGUAUUAGCAUUGAAGUUGCAAUUUUUUAAAUUGAUGAUAAAGAGUAAUUGAUUUGACAUCUGAAAAGGAAAGCAAUGCUUUUGAUAUUUUCACCUAUAAUGAUUUUUUGUAGAAAUGUAUGUAGAUGUAGAGAAAUUUGAAUUUUACAUAAUAUUGAAACUAUAUAUAUAGACUAUAGAAGAUUUAUUGAUGUUGCGUUUGAGGCUAUUUUAUUUGUCAAAAAACCCAUUGUACAUGAAAUAAGUUUGUUUUAGGAUUCCCAGAAACCAUUUGCAUAGCCUACCAGCUAGUUAAAUCUCUUCAGGAAGAACACAUACCCUUUGAUCAGGUGAACAUUUUGUCGGCCUGCAGGUUUUCAACUGGCUUCAAAUUAUAGGAACCGAGUCUUUGACGCAACAGGGUUGUGUACUGCUUGUGCAAUAACGGGGCUGGGUGGGACAUGACCAGUCAACUAACUGGCCUUUUACCACAACGAUGUGCCAUAACUGUCUCCUUCCAUGCAUCCGAUUCUUUACUGCUCACCUUAAUUGUAAAAGUACACAUUUAUACAGGGUAGACAUUCAGUAAAAUGCAUUCAACAUAAAAUGAAUAGUAUUUACUGAUAUUAGUCCGAGUUUCAGGGCUAAUGUGUUUUCACUUUUGUGCUAAUAGGUGUUUUCAGGGCACUAGCCUACAUGUGAUAAUCUGACUGUUUUGUACACUAUUGCUCAAUCUUAAAGCCAGUUGUAAGCCUGUGAGGCGUCAAUGUUACCAGGAUCCAGUCCCAGCCGACUUUGUUAGCUCUUUGACACAUAAGUAUUUCUAUAAUUCAUAACAUUCAAAAGUUAUUGACAGUUCAUAGCGAAAAAAAAAGUAGUAAAUUAUGACCAUCUUGGACCUUUUUCAGAUCUUCCUUUUGAGAUUGGGUGAGUGGGAAGGGAUGGUGUGUCAAUAAGCUAACGGAACUCUGUAACUGGUUCUAUUUUGUCUGAUCAGAAAUCAUGAUACUACUGGCCUACAUAACAUUGAGUAUAAAUAUGACCUUUGUGCCCUUUCUGCCAAAGUGACCUUUCAGGUAUCGGCAGUGAUAUUUUGAUGUGUACAUGUUCGACACUGGUAAAAUAAUGUCUUGCAUGAAUAUAUAUAUAUAAAUAAUAUAUAAUUGUACAUAUAUGUUUUAAACUUCAUACAGCUGCAUACAGAAUUGAAAUGGGAUCAAUUUGUUACAAAUGAAACGUUAAGAAAAUUAGGUUUUUUGUGUGAUUUUUCAAAUGACUAUUUUUGUAAAUUGUACACAACAAUGCUAUUGAUGAUGACUUGUGAAUAUAAUGAGGCGAUAUUUUGGCGACCAUAACACUGAGGUUAUAAAAAUAUCUACACAACGCAACACUUGAAUGCUCAGCGUGUUCAGUAAACCUAAGUAGGAUGAGACCCUGUACUGCAUUAUAGUCCUUGAAGUCUGUUUUACCAUGUGAAGAUUCUGCAAAUUUGAGAUGAUUUAAGAUGAUAUACCGAAAUACUGGCCGGAUUCAAACUUGAGCUUUAUGAGUAAUUUGUUGAAUGUACUUCAAAGGAUGUGUAGGCUUAUACAGAAUCUUAUUCUAUGUAGGUUUUCUUUCCCAACAAGUGCUACUUAAAAGUAUAGGCCUCGUGAGUAAUGGUUUGGUUUGUUGAACUACCUUUGAUGAAAUAUUUAAUAUAACAAGGACUAAUUUUUGCUACUUGAAUUAUUGAUACAGUGCUUGGCCUCUUGUGGGCAGCCAAUCAAAAUUGGGUAUAUAUUAGGGUCUUCCUGUAAGAUAAUUUUAGUAAAAAGUGAAUUCAUAAUGGCAAAUUGCAACAAAGAUUUUAACUUUUCAGUACAAAUGAUACUUCAAUAACAAAUGAUGGUUAAAGUAGGGAGAAAGAAAGAUUUGAAUAUGAAUUGUUCUGUUAUGAAAUUUUUCUUUCAAAGUACUGUCUCAAGAAAUAGAAAUAAAUAAAAAAGAAUACAUGAUAACAUUGGCUGCUCCAAGCUUGGCAUCCCAUCAGGGAUUUGUUGGUAGAAUCUAUGCAGUCAUAGUUGAUUAUGUAUGUACCAAUAUAAGUCAGGAAGAUGUUUUCAGUUUUUGAUGGUCUAUAUAUUUUGUGCAUUAAAACGGCUGUUGCAAUGAUGAACAGCACUUUUCCAUUUUAGAUUGUUGCUACAAAAAUGAACAAUUGAUAUUUUUAGAAAAAAAUAUAUCGCGUUAAAUGUAUUCUCCAAUCGACUGCAAGUGUCAAUCUUAUUUGUCAGGCAAAAUUGCCUUUAACCUUGCCACUACAAAAGCUCUCGAGUGACUCUGAUGAAAUCAUAUGUCAUAAUAACAAUCUUCUAUAGUUGUGUCAAGGUGAAACCAUUCAUUUGAAUAGAGAAUCAUACAUUUGUAUGUUUACAGAGUGAGCACAAUAUGUGGAGUCAUGAACAUUUACCAUUGUGGACUUUGUACAGUUGCUAUACUUUAAUAAACAUUUUUAUAAAUGA
Pecten maximus is the source of this 7570-nucleotide messenger RNA. RefSeq names its product SERTA domain-containing protein 2-like. Gene Ontology annotation, cellular component: nucleus. Gene Ontology annotation, molecular function: transcription regulator activity. The coding region runs from base 205 to 990 and encodes 261 amino acids. Lineage: Eukaryota; Metazoa; Mollusca; Bivalvia; Pectinida; Pectinidae. The transcript is spliced from 2 exons. The record is from RefSeq and is a predicted model, not a curated record.